UACAUGCGCAAAACUUUUUAACUUUGAUUUAUGAUUAGUAAAAUCAAAGUAAGACUAUGGGCAUUUAUGUCAAACAAAAAUCUAAAGGUGGGCCACCACAACCUCCACCAGCUAUAAAUUCAUACCUUCAUAUACAAGCCACCCUUCUUUCCUCCAAUACACAUAAUACCCACUUCUACACUCUCCCUUCCUUCUCUUUACUUCACAAGUUCAUAACUCUCCACCGCACUACCCAACCUAUUUAACCAAAGCUAAACCUUCCCAAACUAUAAAAUCCAACCAGUAAUCCCACAUUUCCCCAAUAAUGGUUGAUGUGGACCGUAGAAUGAUUGGUCUCAACCCGGCUCACCUCGCCGGUCUCCGCCGUCUAUCCGCUCGUGCCGCCUCCGGUCCAUCUCCUCCAACCCCUCUUCCUUCUCGUGUUUCUCUCUCCUCCCUCGCAUCCAAACUCAUCUCCCACCUUAAAUCCUCCGGUAUUCAAGUCCAACCCGGGUUAAACGAUUCCGAGUUCGCCCGCUCCGAAGCUGAGUUUGGGUUCGCUUUCCCCCCUGACCUCAAAGCUGUCCUCCAAGCGGGCCUCCCAGUCGGGCCGGGAUUCCCUGACUGGCGUUCACCUGGAGCCCGUCUCCAUCUCAAAGCCCUCAUCAACCUCCCUAUCGCAGCUAUCUCUUUCCAGAUCGCUAAAAACUCACUCUGGUCUAAAUCAUGGGGUUCACGGCCUUCCGACCCGGAAAAGGCGCUUAAAAUCGCGAGAACCUCCCUCAAACGGGCCCCACUCUUGAUCCCCAUUUUUAACCAUUGUUAUAUCCCUUGCAACCCUUGUUUAUCUGGGAACCCGGUUUUUUACGUCGACGAGAAUCGGAUCUUUUGCUGUGGGCUUGAUUUAUCCGAUUUCUUCGAACGUGAAUCCUUAACACCUUGUAGUACCUUCGACGACAACGCUGCACUUCGGAAACAGAGAUCCUUCAGUGGAUCUUCAUCGUCGUCGUCGUCAUCUUCCUCGUACUCCAACUUCUCCCGGAAGUCUCUGGAAGGUUCUAGAACCCCUCGAUGGGUAGAGUUCUGGAGCGAUGCCGCCGUCGACCGCCAGAAAAGAAAUUCCAACUCUACUUCCUCACCGGAGAGAUUCUUCGACAUGCCUAAAACGGAAACGCCGAAGUGGGUCCAGGAUUACGUCAACCAAAUCGGGUCGGUUUUAAAGGAAGGUGGAUGGGAUGAAUCCGAUGUGUCAGAGAUCGUCCACGUGUCAGCUUCUGGGUUUUUCGGAGGUGGUGAGAUGGUGCUUUUGGAUAAUCAAGCGGUGUUGGAUGCUCUCCUUUUAAAAGCGGAUCGUUUUUCGGAUUCGUUAAGGAAAGCCGGGUGGAGCUCCGAGGAAGUUACGGAUGUACUCGGGUUUGAUUUUAGAGUACCGGAGAAGGAGAGAAAACCGGUGAAAAACCUAUCGCCCGAGCUGGUUAAUAGAAUUGGGAAACUGGCUGAGUCGGUGUCCCGGUCGUCGCAAAAACUUGGUGCAGCAGCUUCAUAAUUGGCGGGGUUACCGGUAACUGCGCAUAGAGAUUUUUUUUCUUUUCCUCAUUUUUAAAGAAUGAUUAUUUCUAUAUUUUUAUUUUUAUUAUUUCUCUUCUUUUGGGGGGAUUUACUCGAUGUUGUACUAUGAAAGGAAAGUGAUUAUACAAAAAAAAACAGUGGAUAUAUCAAUAUUAAUGAAACAAUUCAAAUAAAUACAUCACUAAUUUUCCGUAUCA
Molecule: messenger RNA, 1745 nt
Organism: Spinacia oleracea (spinach)
Lineage: Eukaryota; Viridiplantae; Streptophyta; Magnoliopsida; Caryophyllales; Amaranthaceae
Exons: 1
Coding region: 305-1525 (406 amino acids)
Source: RefSeq, a predicted model, not a curated record